Molecule: messenger RNA, 696 nt
Organism: Dibothriocephalus latus
Lineage: Eukaryota; Metazoa; Platyhelminthes; Cestoda; Diphyllobothriidea; Diphyllobothriidae
Source: the annotation of a GenBank genome assembly
AUGGUUAAAGAACAUGGGCGGACUGCUGGCGAGUAUAUAUUGGGCCAAAGUGCGGGAUUCCUGAAGUUUGUUGUCCUUGGCUUCUGCGUCGCCUAUGGUCUCAUUGGAAUCUGCUUUUCUGGGUUUGGCAUUUUCCUCAUUGUGGAACUGCAAAAGAUACCCGAUCUUGGUGAUGCGGCAAAAUGGUUACCUGCAAUCUUUCUGGCCGUCGGAAUUUUCCUCGGAGUUGUUGCUACUUUUGGCUUUGCGGGUGCAGUUACGAGAAAUAAAUGCCUUCUUAUCAUUUUUGCAACAGUGACAAUCUUCUUAUUAGUGCUAGCAUUCAUUUUCGGUAUAGCAGUUUUGGUUGUUGCUCCGCAGUUGUCUACUGCUAUAUUGCAUCUGCUGGAUAAAGCUUUCAAUAAAAAUCCCGCAGCUUCAAACACUUGGUUGGGUCCAAUUGAAACUGCGGCUAAAUGCUGCGGAGUAAAUGGCCCGGACGACUACACGACUAUCGGUAUUCCGAAAACCUGCUGCGAACCUGGAGCCAUCGCAUGUACAUCCUUGAAUGCGUACCCAGAGGGUUGUGGCGUGAAGUGGACGAAUACACUGCAGGAGUACUCAAAAGCAAUCGGAGGAUGUUGUCUGGCCCUUACAAUCCUUCAAGCUCUCGCUGUUAUUGGGGCAUAUAUGUUGAUGUCGAAAUCAGCCUCAUGA